AUGGGAUCACCGACAAAAUGGAACGAUAAUGACAAAUCCGAACAUUUAAAUGUAGAAUUUAAUGGUCUUAGAGAGAAUCUGAGGGCUCGAAAAGUAAAAUUAAAUUGUCCUGAUUUAGAGAGAAUAAGAUUCGAUUUUUUUUGGAAUAAAUUUUUACGUGAAUCAAUUAUCAUUGUGGAGGAGGAAUUGGAAAGAAUAUUUUAUGAAUUAUGGGAAGAACUGGAAAUUGUAGAAAAGAUUGAGAUUAAGCCAUUGUUGAAUUUUGAAUUUGAGGAGAGAGGUGUUCUAUUAUUUUUGAAAUCAAAGAGCAAUGAAAUUACAUCAGUUAUAAAGGAUUUGGAAAGACAUGAAGAAGAACAAAUGAAGAAAUUAAAGAAAGAAUUGAGGAUUUUUUUUGUCGGAAAUAAG
Messenger RNA from Racocetra persica, 408 nucleotides. NCBI's taxonomy places the organism in Eukaryota, Fungi, Glomeromycota, Glomeromycetes, Diversisporales, Gigasporaceae. The record is from the annotation of a GenBank genome assembly.